GGUAGGACGGUGUCGCCUGGUAUGGGUAGACAGAUGGGCUCACGGUUACAUCUCACCCCUGCAGGCGCCGGCGCCGGCGUCGCCAUCUCGGAGCUCGAGCUGCUAGUGCCCAGGGGGCCCGCCUCGUGGGCUGCAGCCGGCAUGGACCGCCACGCGAUGGGCGCGGGCGGCGGCGCGCAGGAGAUCGAGAAGACGCCGGAGGCGGACAUGGAGUCGGAGCCCGCGGCGGCGGCGGCGCGCGAGGCGGAGCGCGUCCCGCCGUGGCGGGAGCAGGUGACCGCGCGCGGGAUGGUGGCGGCGCUGCUGAUCGGCGUGGUGUACACGGUGAUCGUGAUGAAGCUGAGCCUCACCACGGGGCUCGUCCCCACGCUGAACGUUUCCGCCGCGCUGCUCGCCUUCCUCGCGCUCCGCGGCUGGACGCACGCGCUCGACCGCCUCGGCAUUGCCUCCCGCCCCUUCACCCGCCAGGAGAACACCGUCAUCCAGACCUGCGCCGUCGCCUGCUACACCAUCGGCUACGGCGGUGGGUUCGGAUCGUUCUUGCUGGGGCUGAACAAGAAGACGUACGAGCUGUCCGGCGCGAGCACGCCGGGGAACGUGCCGGGGAGCUACAAGGAACCCGGCAUCGGGUGGAUGACGGGAUUCCUCCUCUCCAUCAGCUUCGUGGGGCUCCUCACCUUGCUCCCUCUCCGAAAGGUGCUGGUCAUCGACUACAAACUAACAUACCCAAGUGGGACAGCGACGGCUGUUCUCAUAAACGGGUUUCACACGCCUCAAGGAGAUAAGAAUGCGAAAAAGCAAGUCCGUGGAUUCCUCAAGUAUUUUGGCAUCAGUUUCUUGUGGAGCUUCUUCCAAUGGUUCUACACCGGCGGUGACGUCUGCGGAUUCCUCCAGUUCCCUACUUUUGGGCUGAAAGCUUGGAAACAGACAUUUUUCUUCGACUUUAGUCUCACUUAUGUUGGCGCCGGGAUGAUAUGCUCGCACCUUGUCAACCUCUCUCUCCUGUUCGGCGCGAUUCUUUCUUGGGGAAUAAUGUGGCCGCUCAUCGGCAAGCAGAAGGGGAAGUGGUACUCUGCUAAGGCAUCUGAAAGUAGCAUGACAAGCCUGUUUGGUUACAAGUCUUUCAUCUGCAUUGCGCUGCUCGUCGGAGAUGGCUUCUACAACUUCGUCAAAGUGAUAGUUGUCACUCUUAAGAGCGUACACGAAAGAUCAAAGCGCAGGGGUCUUAAUAGCAGAGUGGCGGACGCGGACACCAUGGCGAUCGACGACAUGCAGCGCAACGAGGUGUUCAACCGUGACAACAUGCCGACGUGGAUGGCCUACACGGGGUACACGCUGCUCAGCGCCAUCGCCGUGGUCGUCAUCCCGAUAAUGUUCCGGCAGGUGAAGUGGUACUACGUGAUCACCGCGUACCUGCUGGCGCCGGCGCUGGGGUUCUGCAACGCCUACGGCACGGGGCUCACCGACAUGAACAUGGGCUACAACUACGGCAAGAUCGCGCUGUUCAUCUUCGCGGCGUGGGCGGGGAAGGACGACGGCGUGGUGGCCGGCCUGGUCGGCUGCGGGCUGGUGAAGCAGCUGGUGCUCAUCUCCGCCGACCUGAUGCACGACUUCAAGACGGGCCACCUGACGCUGACCUCGCCGCGGUCGAUGCUGGUCGGCCAGGUGGUCGGCACGCUGAUGGGCUGCGUCGUCGCGCCGCUCACCUUCUUCCUCUUCUACAGGGCGUUCGACAUCGGCGACCCCAACGGGUACUGGAAGGCGCCGUACGCGCUCAUCUACCGCAACAUGGCCGUCCUCGGCGUGGAGGGCUUCUCGGCGCUGCCGAGGCACUGCCUGCAGCUCUGCGCGGGGUUCUUCGCGUUCGCGGUGCUUGUCAACCUGGCGCGGGACUUCCUGCCCCGCAGGUACGGGAGGUUCAUGCCGCUGCCCAUGGCCAUGGCCGUGCCGUUCCUCGUCGGCGCCAACUUCGCCAUCGACAUGUGCGUCGGCAGCCUCGUGGUGUACGUCUGGCACAAGGUCGACGGCAAGAGGGCGGCGCUGCUCGUGCCGGCCGUCGCCUCCGGCCUCAUCUGCGGCGACGGGAUAUGGAUUUUCCCUUCGUCGCUGCUCGCGCUGGCCAAGGUUAAACCGCCCAUCUGCAUGAAGUUUACACCGGGAAACUAAGCCACGCAAUGCAUUGCUGCAAUCUACAGCGCACCAGUGCGGACGUAUACGUCAUAUACAAGAACAAACAAAAGAUCGUGUCAAGCAAACAGCUCGAGCGUUUUGUAGUUUAGAUUUAGGCGCGGCGAGCGGAAGAUCGAGCGUAGCUACGACGGAUAAAUCCUCCCAAAAGCAGAAAUGAUGUCUAUAUGUGUUUUUGUACUGUGUAUAUCAGCUGAGAAGGAAAUUAAAGAAUUAAACACAUCAAUUAGUUGUGUGCUUCCUUUCGA
Oryza brachyantha (malo sina) is the source of this 2435-nucleotide messenger RNA. Its product is annotated as probable metal-nicotianamine transporter YSL16. The record is from RefSeq and is a predicted model, not a curated record. NCBI's taxonomy places the organism in Eukaryota, Viridiplantae, Streptophyta, Magnoliopsida, Poales, Poaceae. Gene Ontology annotation, cellular component: plasma membrane. The transcript is spliced from 7 exons. Gene Ontology annotation, biological process: seed development; response to iron ion. The coding region runs from base 22 to 2166 and encodes 714 amino acids. Gene Ontology annotation, molecular function: oligopeptide transmembrane transporter activity; iron-nicotianamine transmembrane transporter activity.